Prinia subflava (tawny-flanked prinia) is the source of this 5817-nucleotide messenger RNA. RefSeq names its product G protein subunit beta 4 (gene GNB4). Gene Ontology annotation, molecular function: signaling receptor complex adaptor activity; protein binding. The transcript is spliced from 10 exons. Lineage: Eukaryota; Metazoa; Chordata; Aves; Passeriformes; Cisticolidae. Gene Ontology annotation, biological process: G protein-coupled receptor signaling pathway. The record is from RefSeq and is a predicted model, not a curated record. Bases 188 to 1210 code for a protein of 340 amino acids. Gene Ontology annotation, cellular component: heterotrimeric G-protein complex; cytoplasm.
CGCUCUGACGUCACGCGGCGCUGCCAUGGCAACGGCCCGUCACGUUGUCCGGUCCAUGCGGGCGGGGCGGAGCCGCUCCCGCCCCAGCAGCGCCAUGGCGGCGGCUCGGUGACACCGCGCUCCGCGGCCGCCCGGACACCGCAGGUUUUCUUCACCAGUGGAGUGUGAGAAACAGAGGCUGAGGAAGAUGAGUGAGCUGGAGCAGUUACGGCAGGAGGCAGAGCAGCUGCGAAACCAAAUCAGAGAUGCCAGGAAAGCCUGUAGUGACACAACUCUCGCUCAGAUCACAACAAGUCUGGACUCGGUGGGUCGGAUCCAGAUGCGCACCCGGCGCACGCUGCGAGGUCACUUAGCCAAGAUCUACGCCAUGCACUGGGGCUCUGACUCCAGGCUACUAGUCAGUGCUUCUCAAGAUGGAAAAUUAAUUAUUUGGGAUAGUUAUACAACAAAUAAGAUGCACGCCAUCCCCCUGAGGUCCUCCUGGGUCAUGACCUGUGCCUACGCUCCCUCCGGCAACUACGUGGCCUGCGGGGGCCUGGACAACAUCUGCUCCAUCUACAACCUGAAAACCAGGGAGGGCAACGUGCGCGUGAGCCGGGAGCUGCCGGGGCACACAGGAUACUUGUCCUGUUGUCGCUUCCUAGAUGACAACCAAAUUGUCACUAGCUCAGGAGACACCACUUGUGCUUUGUGGGACAUUGAGACUGGCCAGCAGACCACCACGUUCACGGGGCACAGCGGGGACGUGAUGAGCCUGUCCCUGAGCCCGGACAUGAGGACGUUCGUGUCGGGCGCCUGCGACGCCUCCUCCAAGCUGUGGGACAUCCGUGACGGGAUGUGCCGGCAGUCCUUCACGGGGCACGUGUCAGACAUCAACGCCGUGUGUUUCUUCCCCAACGGGCACGCCUUCGCCACGGGCUCGGACGACGCCACGUGCCGCCUGUUCGACCUGCGGGCGGACCAGGAGCUCAUGAUGUACUCCCACGACAACAUCAUCUGCGGCAUCACCUCCGUCGCCUUCUCCAAGAGCGGCCGCCUGCUGCUGGCGGGCUACGACGACUUCAACUGCAACGUGUGGGACACCCUCAAAGGGGAGAGGGCAGGUGUCCUGGCUGGCCAUGACAACCGUGUCAGCUGUCUAGGUGUUACUGAUGACGGCAUGGCUGUAGCUACAGGGUCUUGGGACAGUUUUCUCAGAAUCUGGAAUUAACUGGGAGCCAAACAUGUACAUUCUCCAUUUGAGAUCUGGAGAGAUCAAUGCUGCAGCCUAUAGCUGUGAAAUAACAUUUCUACCUUGUAUUUGCAGGUGAAGUUUUUCUAUUCACUGAUUAUUACACAAAAAGGCUUUCUGUAAACUAGAAAAAAAAAUCAAGUGAAGAAAUAGGGGAGGGGGGAAGAAAUCACUGACUUUUUAAAAGGGGCCAGCACACAUAAUCAUGGUGACCGACAAACUAAGAGCCAGUCUUUUUGUUUUUGGUGGUUUGGUUAGAUUGUCCUUGAAGGGUUUUUGCUUGUGCUCAGUCUGCUAAUCCUGUACUUUUUUUUUGUACAUAACAGAAUAUACACAUUAUAGCAGCCAAUCAUGUAACAUUUGUCUGUAUGUAAAGAAAUAUGUUCGCAUUUUUUAAGGAACUACAUUUAUAGCUUUGCUUUUAACCCGAGAUGUCACUUCUGAGUUUUGUAGUGGGUGAACUAGAUUGCUGUUUUAAAUGUUUUUGUGAAUUUACUGUAGAUAAAGUUAAGCCAGUGGUAUGUAUGUGUUUUUUAUAAUGGAAGGCAUUUGAAUUUUUUUUAAAGGCCCUGGAGACUCCCAGUUAAUACCUACCGCCUUAUUCACUCACUUCUUGACCUGCUUGCCUAUUUUUGAUCAGGGGGUUCUUCGUUCAAGCCAGUGGUUCCUGGUUCAUCCACUGGCAGUCAUGACCUCCAAACACCAAGGAGUUAACGCCAGGUUGACUUGCACCAACAGCAGAAAUAGUUGGAAAAUAAAAGAAAUCCAGACGUUUUAGCUUCCUCCCUGCAGGUUUUUGCAUAGUUAUUCCAUGGGUACAGAAGCCAAGUGGCCAAGUGCUGUGGCCAGCUCAGCUCUGGCCAAACGUGUGGGUUUGGCUCCUCACAAGCUCCAGCUGAUGUGCACUCAGUGACUUGGCUGCUGCUCAGAGCCCAGAGCAGUGUCUGCAGAGCUUGCUUGUUCCACACCAGCUGAGAAAUUCAGGAAGACUUUGCUUAAAUUCCUAAAGAGGAUUUAACCGUGCAGUUAAUUACUUGUAAUUCCCCUCCAAAUUCAGGGGUUGCCAAAGCACAGCACAGCCAGAAGUGCUCGUUGUCAGUUGUGUGCAGUGGGAAUUACCAAAGGAAUUGUGUAACUGAACUGCACCUGCGUGACCCCUGAAAGCCUCAGGGAUAACCCUGAGGACAUGUGCUGCUUCUGUGUGGUCACUGAGGGCUGUGCCGGGGGGUUUGAGAUGCCAGAUGUUCUGCAGCUCCAGCACUGUAAACAGCCAUUUCUGCUCCUUUCCUGAUUCUGAUUUUGAUGUCAGUUGUUAGAAAUAGAGUUCAGUGCAGAGACAGGAAAAUCAUGUGACUGAUGCCCAUUUGAAACUGCCCAGGGAGGUUGCUUAACUUUUUGGUGCCUGGUGGCAGGUCUGCACUCACAGUGGAUGGUCCCCUGGGAAUCUCAACAUCUGUGGCUAUUCUGGAGUGGGAGAUGAAGUCUAUUGGCUUCUCUUAAGUGACUUAUUUUAAAGAUAAUGUGGAUUUUAAAUCCCCGGGUUGAAAGAUGAUGUUUGUCAUCAUUCAUUGGAACUGAUGGGGAGUCUGGGUGUCUCUGGGUCAGGUAGGAAAGAGAAGGGCCCAGAAUCCUGCAGUAUAUCCAAAUGGGAUUUCUGGCUGAGAUGACUUUUGUCAAGUUUCUGACAUUUUUUAAUCCUAAAUUUCAGUACUUCCAGACUGUGCCUGUGAACUCGCCAUAUCUGAAAUGGUGAAGGUGCCAAUAAAUGUACCAGUCAAUCACGGUAAAUUCACUUUUAAAAUAAGAAAAAGGCGCUUCUUAUACUGGAGAAGGAACAUUUCCUAACAGCAGCCUGUGGUGUAGGACCAAAAUCCCACUGUAUUGUCUCACAGGAAUUCCUGAGUGUUUUGCUUUGUGAUCUGUCUGCAUUUAUAGAACUACUAUGGAAUUCUUGUAACUCUCUUAAGUGAGCAGCUCUUUGGGAUCUUGCAGACUCAGUUUAUUUUUUAGUGGUGCACUUGAUUAUUUUUUUUAACUCACAGCUGCCUUGAGUGAAUCAUUCUGGAAAUUUGUUACUAAGGAAUUUUAAGAAAAUAUUUUUUUUCUAAAAGUAUUUUUUUCCAUAGAAGUGUGUUUUGAACCAAUUUCCUAGUCAACACCUUUGCCGAGACAGGUGCCAUUUUUACAUUCUGGUAUUAAAACUGGUUUCUACUUGUGAAACUCCAAAACCGAUUUUACAGCUGUAUAUAACUUUUCUUACCAGUUCAGGUAGCCUGUAACAGUGGUGAUGGCUCUUGUACAGGUAUUACUGCAAAUAACUUCACUGUCACUGUUGGAUGGCUGUGGCCUCUUGGAUUCAGCUGCUUUUCAAAUAAUUACUAAGGAAUGCCAGCUACUUGCUGAGGUGUCCAGCAGCAUCAGAGGGCUGUGCCUGCCUCUGCUCCUCGCCCAGCCCGGGUGUGAGGGGCUCAGGUCCAGCACACGAGACCCGGGAGAAACCUGAGCUCAGCGGGGGAGUCGGCGCCUGCUGCGUCUCCAGAGCCUGUGACAGAUCCUGCCCAGGUGACGUUUGCUGUGCCAUUGCUGCCCGGGCUGUGGGUUGUUUUUCAAGCCUGCAGGUUCCAGUACCACAGGUACUGUGCAGUGCCACAGAGUGACUCAGGCUGUGGCAUUCCCUUCUUCAAACGGCUGCCAGGGACCUCUGGAGGUUGAUGCCCCAGCUGAAGUGGAGGUGGUUUUUGCAGUGAAAGCUCAAACUCCUCCUAAAAGAAGGAAGGUAAUAAAAUGACCCUUGAUAGGUUUUACUUGAAAGGUUUUAUCCCAGCUUUGAAUUUCAAAGAAACUGGUGAGUGCCUGCAGUUGAUGUGGGUCCAUGUGUGCGGCUUGUGUGACUUCUGACUCUGCACCAUGACAGAAAACUUGCAGCAGGUCUUGCAGCAUGAGAGGGCACAUCUUCACUGGCUUUAAAAGCUGGCAGCCAGACUAGAUCCUCAGCUGAAUUUCAGUAAGUUGUUUCAUGACAGAACUGGAGUAACCAAGAGCAUUGUGCCAGACAGUGGCAGAGUAACUCUGGCCCAGCCUCUCUAGUUCUAAAGGCAAUCUGUUACGGCUCAGGAGCAGAACCAUGUGCUUGGUGUAACAAGAUUUAUUUUAUUCUGGCAGAGUUUGUCAGCAUUUUCUAAUGUGAUUUACCUUUGCAGUAGAGAGUUCUCCCUUCAGGCAAGUGCCCAGCCUGGGCUUGUUCCCAUGCAGCCUUGGAUGGCUGAUUAUUGGUGGAGAAAGCGAUUUGAGCUUCUGGAAACCACAGAAAGCUGCUGUGGCUCGGUGCUGAUGUUUGCUCCUGUUCUGCAGUAACGGGGCCUGGUUCCUCUGUGUGCAGCCCUUUUCCCUCCCAGCGCUGCUGUCCUGGCUGUGCUGCCUGCAGGGCUGUGGCAGUGACGGGGUUUGCAGCACUCCACAGGGAACGUGCGUUAGAGGCUUUUCCUGAGCUGCAGCAGCAGGGCCCAGGCUCCUGGCUGUGACACAUGGGCUGGAAGUAGCUGACUCCUUCCUUCAGUUGUGUGACCGCUCCUCCCACCAUGAAGUUCCCAUUAAUUCCUUUAAGGUGGAAUGGAAACAUUGUGAAAACAUUCCAAGAGUUGUAGUCUGUCCUCUCUGGGGACACUGUCACCUCCACUAGGUUUAGUGCUGUGCUUUAAGAUGUUGGUGAGAGUUUUGGCUAAUUGGACUAGUUGGUAUCGAUGGUUGUGUAGCAGAAUGGCUGGUUUGAGAUAGCAUUUCCUGUCCAAGUACUUAGCAUGGGUUGAUGGUGCACUGUGUAUCCAGUACUCUGGCAUGCAUGCUGGUCACACUCCUCCUCCACUUCAGAGGCACCAGAGCCUUUUAUCCAAUUGCUGGUUAUGUAAAAUACAUGCAGAAUGUUAAUGCAGUGUUGUUAUGGUAAAUGUGUGAACAGUGUUACUAAUUGAUAUAACUGAUAACAGAUUACAUGUGCCUGACAUUCUUAUACCACACAGUAUGUUUAGGUUUUAACUAAUAUGGACUUCGGUGGAAUAGUCUUAGGUAUUUCAAGCCUUUGUUUUACUUACACAAUGGUGCUCUCUUUGUGUUUUACUUUUUUUUUUUUUUUUUAAUAAAAGCAUCUGAACACUUGUAGUACAUAUUACAUCCAAAGGAGUCCAAAGCAAAGUGCUUCUAAACAUGCUUAAUUUUACUUUGCCUUUCGUUCCCAGCAUCUCUCAUCAGCUUUUCUUGUUUUGUUUUUACUUGUUGCUGACUACUUUGGAAAACUUUGGUAAUGUUACCAAUUAUGAAGUGAUUCUGCACUGCCUUUGGAUUGUGUAUGUAUUCAGAAACAGUCUUAAAGCUUUUAUUUAAGCUAUUAAAAAACCAGGGACUUGUGCCAUUUGUUCUUUACCUGUGCUGUUGUAAAAAUACUUCCCUGUGACAAAAAAAAUCACUUGCUAUGAACUUUGUUUAUAGCUUUUUUCCCACGAUGGAUCUUUUUCUUUGUAUUUGUACAGUGGCUCAGUGAAAGAUGUUGCCAUGAGUUGAUAUUGUAACCAAUAAACAAGUGCUUUUAACCA